Molecule: messenger RNA, 841 nt
Organism: Ficedula albicollis (Collared flycatcher)
Lineage: Eukaryota; Metazoa; Chordata; Aves; Passeriformes; Muscicapidae
Gene: CCND3
Product: cyclin D3
Exons: 6
Coding region: 77-787 (236 amino acids)
Biological process (GO): regulation of cyclin-dependent protein serine/threonine kinase activity; positive regulation of G1/S transition of mitotic cell cycle; mitotic cell cycle phase transition
Cellular component (GO): nucleus; cytoplasm; cyclin-dependent protein kinase holoenzyme complex
Molecular function (GO): cyclin-dependent protein serine/threonine kinase regulator activity
Source: RefSeq, a predicted model, not a curated record
CCUGCUGAGCCUGGAGGAGCGCUACAGCCCGCGCGUGUCCUACUUCCAGUGCGUGCAGCGCGACAUCCAGCCCUACAUGCGGAAGAUGUUGGCUUUCUGGAUGCUGGAGGUGUGCGAGGAGCAGAAGUGCGAGGAGGAGGUUUUCCCGCUGGCCAUGAACUACGUGGAUCGCUACCUGUCCUCGGUGGCCGUGCACAAGAACCACCUGCAGCUGCUGGGAGCUGUGUGCAUGCUGCUGGCCUCCAAGCUGAGGGAAACCAUGCCCCUGACCGUGGAGAAGCUCUGCAUCUACACCGACAACUCCAUCACCCCCCAGGAGCUGCUGCACUGGGAGCUGCUGGUGCUAGAGAAGCUCAAGUGGGACCUGGUGUCGGUGAUUGCCAACGAUUUCCUGCCCCACAUCCUGCACCGGCUGCCGCUGCCCCCCGACAGGCUGGAGCUGGUGAAGAAACACGCACAGACCUUCAUCGCCCUCUGCGCCACAGACUUCACCUUUGUGAUGUACCCCCCGUCCAUGGUGGCCACGGGCAGCAUCGGUGCCGCCAUCCACGGGCUGACGCUGCCGCUCAGCGGCUUCGGCGGCGAGGGGGUGACGGAGCUGCUGGCCGGGAUCACGGGCACCGAGGUGGACUGCCUGAAGGCCUGUCAGGAGCAGAUCGAGGCCGCCCUGGCCGAGAGCCUGAAGCAGGCGUCCCAGUCGCAGCAGGAAUUCAGCCCCAAGGCCGCGGCGUACGCGGGCAGCCAGCCCACCAGCACCCCCACGGAUGUCACCGACGUCAACCUGUGACCCGUCCCCUUCCCCAGAGCUCCAGCCCCUCCCCGGACACCCCGAAUUCGCUGC